GAAGACGAUGUGGAUCAUCCAAAAAUAGAUGAAAUUAAUGUAGAAGAUCGGCUUGCACAAUCAGCAGCGAGAUCUUCAUUGGUGACAAAUGGCUCAUCAAGCGACUACAGUUCUGUUCAGGGGAAACCUUCAGAUAAUACCGUUCAUGUAAAGUCAUUUAUCAAAAGGAUCGUUGGAGGGUCUCAAGCCAGCUAUGGUGAAAUUCCCUGGCAAGCCAGUUUGAAGAUUGAUACAGGAACACAAUUGAUUCAAUACUGUGGGGCUGUAAUUAUAGAUCAGUUCUGGUUACUCAGUGCGGCUCAUUGCUUCCAUCAGCAGGGCCUGCAGUUUCGGGUAAUGGUUGGAGAAUAUAAUUUGUACAGUAAAGAUGCGGGUGAGCAGACGUUUCAAGUGGAUUAUAUAUACACGCAUGAAUAUUCCGUAUGUUUUGGAGAGAAGUCUUGCGACUACGACAUUGCAUUAAUCAAAAUUAGACCACUGAGUGAUGGCAGCGGCAUUAGCUUCAACAGAUUUGUGCAACCCAUUCGUCUCCCUGAUGCUACUACAUCUCUCAAAGUAGGCACUCCACUUCUGGUUUCUGGAUGGGGGUGGACUGAAAAGUGCCUUGACAGCAAAAAGGAUCCACAAACACUCUCAGAAGUGCUGAUGAAAGCCGAAGUGCCUCUGGUUGAUCAAGAAACUUGCAAACGAGACAACGGCAUCCAUGAGGUCACUGACCGCAUGUUUUGCGCCGGUCAGCUAGACGGUCAGUCUGGCUCGUGUUAUGGUGACAGUGGGGGCCCAAUUGCCUACAUAGCUGACGGCUCGAAUAUGCUGGUUGGGAUUGUUUCUUGGGGAGAUGGAUGCGGUCAGCCUAACAAACCUGCUGUGUACACACAAGUGGCAUAUUUCCUGGACUGGAUAAACAACAUUAUGCAGCAAAGACGUUAA
Candidula unifasciata is the source of this 930-nucleotide messenger RNA. Lineage: Eukaryota; Metazoa; Mollusca; Gastropoda; Stylommatophora; Geomitridae. The record is from the annotation of a GenBank genome assembly.